AUGGAUUUCUGUACACUGGGUUGUGUGUUUGUUGAAACAAGUGAAGGAAGGAAGGAGGAGGAGGAGUAA
This is a messenger RNA of Blastocystis hominis, 69 nucleotides long. RefSeq lists its product as hypothetical. The record is from RefSeq and is a predicted model, not a curated record. The transcript has a single exon. NCBI's taxonomy places the organism in Eukaryota, Bigyra, Opalinata, Blastocystidae. Bases 1 to 69 code for a protein of 22 amino acids.